GUCAAGAGACAGAAGAGAAACGUUGUGUUUCAAUUUAGAAAAAUGAUAAGCUGUGCCACAGGCCGCAGCUUUUGGGCGUACCUGCCAUACGGCUGUUAUUGUGGUUUGGGAGGAAGUGGUAUCCCUGUGGACGAUACAGACAGGUAUGGUGCGGCGAGUCUGUCACGGAGUUUAGGAUUAUGGCGGAACAAGGGAUAGGGGGUGAGCGGUAGAGGUCAGGGUAUCGAACAGGGAGGUUUACCCCUUCCUGUAAUCGCCUGCCUUACAUCCCUCAUACCUGUUCCUCACCUCUUUUCCAUCACAUUCUACCCGGCCCUUCCAUUAAUAAUAAUAUGACAAAUUUGCCGAUUUAAAGUAACCUAGGGGUAAAUUCAGGGGUUUCAUUUUGAGUUGGGUCAGGAGCCAUGGCUGGUAAAGAGAUCUUUCCACUCGUCCAACGAGUAAAUUAUAAAUUUUGUCGUCAAACUUGGUGAAAGAUUGAAGGAUUUGCCCAUGGAGCAGCUUCGUAAAAACUUGAUAACAGACGGGUAAGGUGAGAGUUAGAGCAAUGUCGUAGUUAUCGUUCAAGUUCAAGGUUUAUUCUCUCGAGGCUGUCAUUAAGAUUUAAAGUUGCCGGGUAAAUACAACAAGUAGGCGGGGAGUCAAACAGCUAGGGAUUUCUUUGGGUUCUAUUUUUCUUAUAUUUUCCUAUGAAAGUAGCUGGCCGGGAGCCACGCUCUUAGUAGCCGGUGAAAUCCCCGGCCCCUGCCUCUAAAUGACAACCCUGGUCUCUCUAAUAAAAAUAGCAAUGUCUUCUUCUUAGUAAUCACCUUGCGGUUACAGUCUAGUCACGUCUUGACUUCAACGUGCCAAGAUUGGAUUAAUUACUGUUACAUGUAGGAAACAUUUCUAGAGUUUUCAGGAUUACUUUUAUAGACCAAAUUUUAAGUUUUUAAUCUGAUUUUACCUAGUUUACUUGCAAAUCUUAUUAUUCCUAUGUUUUAGAUGCUGCAAAGCUCAUGAUGACUGUUAUGAUCAAAUAUACAGAGAACGAAUCUGUUUCUUUAGUCCCUUAUGGAAGUGGUAUCAACGAUCUGGAUGCACUCGCUGUGGUAAGCUUUGGCUGAAGCAUAUAUUCUCAAGGAAGAGUAGGAUAUACUAGAUAACUCUGUUAGUUUAAAAUUUUCAGUGUCAUUGAACUGCAGUAAAAUGCAUACGGUAAGCCUAGAUUAAAGCCUCGCUUAUGGACAUGAACUGCCGGUUUUAAGUUCACCUUCCAUAGGGAAAGUUGCCAGUGUUUCUCAUUUACACCCCCCAUCGGGGAGGUACUCCAGGGAAGUUUGGAUAGAGGGGUGUCGCCGCGUCAUUGAAACCCAGAUCCCGAGAAAAAUCGCUCAUCAUUGUUUUGCUACCCUGUUCCGUGACCCUGAUUCAUUUUAUUUCGCCCAGUGAAUUAAGAAUUUUUUGAACUAAUUUCAUGGAAAUAGGUUAAAAAAACAAACAAAUAUUGUGGUACCACUCAUGUAGACCGCUCAUUGCCAAUCUUCACACUCUUUGUAAUGCUUCCGGCCCAAAACUACAAAAAUAGGUAUAAAUAGGUUUAACCAAACAGGGGUAAGUUGGUCAUAUAAGAAAUAAUUUUUGGUUGUGCUUUAUUUCUUAGCUUCAUCAAACGACAAUUGUGGACGUCGAGUUUGUAAGUGCGACGGAGAAGCAGCUCGUUGCUUUGCCAGGUCAACGUAUGAUCAAAAGAACAAAUUUAGGUGUCAGUGAGACCGAAGGAAACAUUAACGUCUGGGUUUUGAUCAAAUAA
Molecule: messenger RNA, 1792 nt
Organism: Porites lobata
Lineage: Eukaryota; Metazoa; Cnidaria; Anthozoa; Scleractinia; Poritidae
Source: the annotation of a GenBank genome assembly